AUGAACAGCCAUGCACUCGUUUCGGUGGACUACUACAACUGGUUCUUCAAUGGGAAACCUUCACCUCUGUAUUUUGGCAUAGGGACUCUUCCUGUCGAUUUCCCUCAGAAUCUGCCGUUCUAUCAUGCUGUACCAGCUGUGGCCCUGCUGAAGGCCGAGCAGACAGACGAUCUUGGAGGUCUGUUGCUUGAGUAUAUUACCCUGUUUGAAGUUGCGCAAUAUGGCCCAGUGCUUCCCCUAAAUUCACAAGAGGUCAAACAACUCAUUCAAGUUCAUGCACGCAGGUCCAUGAGCUUCAAAAGCGAGUGGAUCAUCUCUAGGCGUGAUUUGGUUGCUAUUAUGGUGCCGGAUGAACCGGUUUGGGAACCUCUCGGAUUAGCCAGGCGCAAAGAACUGCUCAAGAACGCCAUAGGCAAUGUUGCCCCAUAUUGGCUCACAUUGUGCUCGUAUCCGGAUGCUAUUGUGGAUACUGUCAAUCGGAAAUGGGAUUUUGAAACUGACACGCCAAAGUCCAGAGAAAAAUAA
Serendipita indica DSM 11827 is the source of this 525-nucleotide messenger RNA. NCBI's taxonomy places the organism in Eukaryota, Fungi, Basidiomycota, Agaricomycetes, Sebacinales, Serendipitaceae. The record is from the annotation of a GenBank genome assembly.